Messenger RNA from Oncorhynchus tshawytscha (Chinook salmon), 3079 nucleotides. Its product is annotated as phospholipase ABHD3. NCBI's taxonomy places the organism in Eukaryota, Metazoa, Chordata, Actinopteri, Salmoniformes, Salmonidae. The record is from RefSeq and is a predicted model, not a curated record. Gene Ontology annotation, molecular function: A2-type glycerophospholipase activity; glycerophospholipid phospholipase A1 activity; acetylesterase activity. Gene Ontology annotation, biological process: phosphatidylcholine metabolic process; medium-chain fatty acid catabolic process; medium-chain fatty acid biosynthetic process.
CCCUUGACUCUCCCAUUCUCUGCACAUUGCUGAACGUUAGUGCAUGCAUCCAUUCCUAAGCAGCAGAGGUUUUCAUUCGAUCCUGGCCGCUAUACCUGAAGAGCGCGACAUAAGAGGGACCUGGCAAUGAUCUCACUGGACUUCAAUUUUAAUGUUUUGACAAGGGACCUGUCACUUUAUCUGGAAAAUCAAGUGAAAGUUGGGCUUUUUGGAUCUGGAGUACUGUCACUGGUGCUCGGCUUCAGCGCAGCUUAUGCCUACUACUACUUGAUCUCUGUCGCGAAGAAGCCCCAACUGAUUUCUGGUGGUAAGAAGUUCUACCAGUUCCUGCGGGACCAAUGUCCCGUGGUGUCAGAGAUCUACUACCCCACCUUCUGGUGCUGGGAGAGCCGGAUCCAGACGGUGCUUAGGCCCUUCGUCACGGCUAAACGGGUCAGCUACAGAAAUGAGCUCAUUAGAGCAGAAGAUGGAGGACAGAUCUCUCUGGAUUGGUUCGACAACGAUGACAGCGCCUCCCACCCCAACGCGGCCACACGGCCCACCGUCUUGCUGCUUCCAGGCUUGACCGGUACCAGCAGAGAGUCCUACAUCCUCCACAUGGUGCAGCAGAGCAGGGAUCUGGGUUAUAGGUGUGCGGUAUUCAACAACAGAGGGGUGUCUGGUGAAACUCUCUUGACUCCCAGAACAUACUGUGCUGCCAACACAGAGGACCUGGAGGCGGUCAUCGAACACAUCCAGAGGACAAAUGAGGACGCCCCUCUCAUGGCUGCUGGGGUCUCCAUGGGCGGGAUGAUGCUGGCAAACUACCUGGGGAGGAAGGGCAGAGAGACGUGUCUGAAAGGUGUGGUUGUGUUCUCGGCAGGCUGGGAUGUGUUUGAGUGCACAGCGUCAUUGGAGAAGCCUCUGGACCGCUUUCUCUUCAACUCCUAUCUCACCAGCUGCCUGCAGGCGGGCGUGGACAGACACAAAUCUGUGCUUGAGAAGAGUUACGACAUUGAUCAUGUGAUGAAGGCCAAGACCCUCCGUGAGUUUGAUGAGAGGUUCACGUCUAUAAUGUUUGGCUACCCCACCAAUGAUGACUACUACCAUGAUGCCAGUCCCAUCCACAGGCUCAAGUCUGUGCAGGUGCCCAUGUUGUGUCUAAAUGCUGCAGACGACGUCUUCUCUCCCAGUCAUGCCAUUCCAGUGGAGGCGGUGAAGCAGAACCCUAACCUAGCCCUCCUCAUCACCUGCCACGGUGGCCAUAUUGGUUUCCUGGAGGGCCUGUGGCCCCGACAGAGCACCUACAUGGACCGCGUGUUUAAGCAGUUUGCCAAGGCCGUCAUAGAACAGGGUGGCGACCUCAAUGACCUUUCCAGCUAGUACGACAUUCCUUUUCUCCCUCUCUCUCUUUCUUUAAUUUCUUUCCUCCUCCCCCCAGUCCUUCUCCCUCCCUCUCUCACUACUCACCACUAAGCAAAAAAAGCAUUAUUUAUUUUGAAGGGCACAUCCUGUCACAACACAGCAGUCGUCCGUCAACUCAUGUAUUCCUUCAUACAUUCAUUAAUUCAAUGUAUGUAGCCAUGAAUUCAUAUCAUGCUUAUUUUAAAAAGAUGAGUAUGUUCACAUUAGUAUCUUCAAAUAUGUAUAAUUUCAGCUAUCUUUCUCCAUCCGUCAGUGUUCUCAACAAAAACUCUGUAUCAAUAGGAUUUUAGUCCUCAGGGAAUUUAUUUCUUUUUUACAUAGUGUCUGUCUGUCUGUUAUGAAUGUGAAUAGUUUAUGUUAAAGAAUGUUUAGUCCAUUCAACAACAACAAAAUACCUAACCUAAUCUUUCGUGACAGACAGCUAGCUGCUAUAGUAGCGUGAGAUUUAGUUCUGGGUUCCGAGGUGAUACCUUUAAUUUACCUCAACAGAUCACAGUAUUUAUGUUCUCUUGAAUUGUUCUGCAUGCACUUUCAUUCACACAUUCUACCUGUACGCACACAAAAUAGCUCUAACAAUGUAAUGUUAUGGAGAUAACUCAUUAUUAGUUAUAAGGAAUGUGAAUUUGCACUUUUUUAGUUUGAACAAGCCAUGCCUCUAAUUCCUUCCUGCAAACGCACUUGAUUUCAAUAGUUUUCCUAUAUAAAUAAGUAUACCCAAAAGGCCUAAUAAAUUAAUAUGCAAAUACCACAUGGAUGUUAUUGUUUGUCCUGAUGUUGAGGACACGGCUAAGUAUUAGUUACUUUGUGGGCCAGUAUUACAGUAUUUUACCGUACUUGUAGGGUAUUUGCUGAGCAUAUCAACCUGAUGCAUAUAUCAUCAAUUCAGCUGGGUUGCCAGUUUGGUUCUGCUUAAUCAAAACAAUGAUAAAUUAGUUGUUUACCAUAAAGGAGUUAGCAAAAGUAGCACCAAAUUUGGCAACUAGGUCAUCAUCAGUGCAGAUGGGUUGCCAGUUUGGUUCUGUUCCAUAUAACAAUGGUAAAGGAGUUGGUUACCAUAAAGAAGUAGCAAAAGUUACACCAGAUCUGGCAACCCGGCUAUUAUGAAUGUAGCUGGGUUGCCUGUUUGGUUCUACUUCAGCAAACAAUGAUAAAGCACUUGUUUACAUCAAAGGAGUUAGCAAAAGUAGCUCCAGAUAUGGCAACCGGACUGUCACCAAUGCACUGCUUCAGACAUUGCCUGUGUACAAAAUGGCACCCUAUUCAAUAUAUAGUGCACUACCUUUGGCCAGAACCUCAUGGACCCUGGGCAAAAGUAAUGUAGGGAAUGGGGUCUCAUUUCAUAUGCACCUAUGACUUUGUUCCUGUGGAAUUUGUAUGUUUCUCUAUUUUGCCCCGUGGCCAUUAAGUAGCAUGUGUCUCAUCGUUAUGACGUCAUCCCGUUCUGAAAUGUAUGACUAAUACCAACACUACAUCGUAAUCAGUAGCACAAAGGACAUGUUUUGUUUGUCAUUAUAUAUACAGUGUGUAUAUAUAUAUAUAUAUAUAUAUAUAUAUACAAUGUUAUGUUUAAUUUUAUAUACAAAACAAUCAAUUCUAUUUACAUUCGCAGCAAAAAGAUAUGCACGUAUUAGUAUGAAGUGUGUUAUGCUGCAUUUAAUAAAUUAUUAAAAUGGCA